CACGGAUCGGAUCGCCAUCUUCAAAGGCAUCAUCAGUUUUGGCGCUGUAACGCACAAGCACAAUCUGUCCCUGUUCAGUCUACUGUUUUUCGUGCAUUAUUUUCCGUAAAGUGUAGCAAAAAUGCAGCGUGAUUACGCCAAAGAUAAAGAAACGAUCAAAUCCUUCCUGGCGGAGUUUUAUCGCGAGGAAGACGAUGGCAAGAAGAACUUCGUGUACGCCCGCCAGCUGACAAAGAUUGCGCACCGCGAGCAGAUCCAGCUCGUGGUCGAUCUGGACGAUGUGGCCAGCUACAAGGACGAGCUGGCGGAAGCGAUGCAGGUCAACUCGCGGCGCUACGUGAAGCUGUUCUCGGACGCUGUGUUCGAGCUGCUGCCCUCGUACAAGGAGCGGGAGGUGACGAAUAAGGACACGCUCGACAUCUUCAUCGAGCAUCGGCUGCUGAUGCAGGGCCGGCUGCACGGGCCGAACGAUACGCGGGACGCCCGGAACGCCAUCCCGAUGGAGCUGAUCAAGCGGUACGACGUGUACUUCAAGGCGCCGAGCAUGGCGAAAGCGGUCUCGAUCCGGGACGUGAAGGCGGACAGCAUCGGCAAGCUGGUGGCGGUGCGCGGCAUCGUGACGCGCUGCACCGAGGUGAAGCCGAUGAUGACGGUCGCGACGUACACGUGCGAUCGGUGCGGCUCGGAAACGUACCAGCCGGUCACGUCGAUGAGCUUCAAGCCGGCGAUCGAGUGCCCGUCGGAGGACUGCCGCGUGAACAAGGCGGGCGGCCGGCUGUACCUGCAGACGCGCGGCUCCAAGUUUGUCAAGUUCCAGGAGAUUAAGAUCCAGGAGCACAGCGAUCAGGUGCCGGUGGGCCACAUUCCCCGUUCGCUGACGGUGAUGUGCCGGGGCGAGACGACACGCUGCGCCCAGCCGGGCGACCAUGUGAUCAUUACGGGCAUAUUCCUGCCGAUCCAGAAGACGGGCUUCCGGGCGGUGGUGUCCGGGCUGCUGAGCGAAACGUUCGUCGAUGCGCAUCGGAUCGUGUGCCUGAACAAGUCGGACGAUGGCGAGCUGAACAACGAGCUGACGCAGGAGGAGCUGGACGAGCUGGCGAAGGAUGAUUUCUACACGCGCAUCGCCAGCAGCCUGGCGCCGGAAAUUUACGGCCAUUUGGAUGUGAAGAAGGCACUGCUGCUGCUGCUCGUUGGAGGCGUCGAUCGCAGCCCGGACGGGAUGAAGAUUCGUGGCAAUAUUAACAUCUGUCUGAUGGGCGAUCCCGGUGUGGCCAAGUCGCAGCUGCUCGGGUACAUCGAUCGGCUGGCGGUGCGCAGCCAGUACACGACGGGCCGCGGUUCGUCCGGCGUCGGUCUUACGGCGGCCGUCAUGAAGGAUCCGCUCACCGGGGAGAUGGUGCUGGAGGGCGGUGCGCUCGUGCUGGCCGACCAGGGCGUUUGCUGUAUCGACGAGUUCGACAAGAUGGCCGACGAGGACCGUGUGUCGAUUCACGAGGUGAUGGAGCAGCAAACGAUCUCGAUUGCAAAGGCCGGCAUUAUGACGUGCCUGAAUGCGCGCGUGUCCAUUCUGGCCGCCGCCAAUCCUGCCUACGGACGGUACAAUCCGCGCCGCACGAUCGAGCAGAACAUUCAGCUGCCGGCUGCACUGCUGUCCCGGUUCGAUCUGCUGUGGCUGAUCCAGGAUAAGGCCGAUCGGGACAACGAUCUGCGGCUGGCGAAGCACAUCACGUACGUGCACAGCCACGGUAAGCAGCCGCCAUCGCGCAUCAAGACGCUCGACAUGACGCUCAUCCGGCGGUACAUCGCGCUGUGCAAGCGCAAGAUCCCGGUCAUCACGCCGGAGCUGACGGAUUACAUCGUGAACGCGUACGUGGAGUUGCGCCGUGAGGCACGCAACAGUCGCGACAUGACGUUCACGUCCGCGCGCAACUUGCUCGGCAUUUUGCGCCUUUCAACAGCGCUGGCCCGGCUGCGGCUGGCCGACACGGUCGAGAAGGACGAUGUGAAGGAAGCGCUGCGUCUGCUGGCCAUGUCGAAGGACUCGCUCAGCCAGACCGAACAUCGGGACACACACGUGCAAAACACCUCGGACAAGAUAUUUGCCCUCGUGCGGGAGCUGGCCGGCGAAAGCAAGACGGUAAAGGUGGCCGACAUUAUGGAGCGGUGCACCACCAAGGGCUACAAGCCGGACGAGGUCGACGAGUGCAUCGAAACGUACGAGGAGCUGAACGUGUGGCAGGUUAACCAGACGCGAACGAAAAUCACGUUCCUGUAGGAUGGAUGUGUCUCUCCGUGUGUAGAAAACACCCUUUAUUCUCUCACUUGGUCGUAUUUCAUCAAUGACAUCAUCAUCAUCAUUAUUUACAAGCUUCUUUUUUAUACGUAGCAUUAAGGAGGAUUUUCUCUCAUUGUUGAUAAGUAGUAUUGUCGUAUCGAUAAGUGUGUGUGUGAGUUCAUUUCUUUUACCAUUUUACAAAAGGGCCUGCCACCAACGCCAGUACAAGCUAGGAAAUGCAACAUUUUUGAUACAUUAAUUAUUGAUAAACGAAAUAAAACGUGUUGAAAAAUAAAA
Molecule: messenger RNA, 2572 nt
Organism: Anopheles gambiae (African malaria mosquito)
Lineage: Eukaryota; Metazoa; Arthropoda; Insecta; Diptera; Culicidae
Gene: Mcm7
Product: DNA replication licensing factor Mcm7
Exons: 3
Coding region: 122-2275 (717 amino acids)
Biological process (GO): DNA strand elongation involved in DNA replication; double-strand break repair via break-induced replication; DNA replication initiation
Cellular component (GO): nucleus; MCM complex
Molecular function (GO): single-stranded DNA helicase activity; ATP hydrolysis activity; single-stranded DNA binding
Source: RefSeq, a predicted model, not a curated record